Molecule: messenger RNA, 750 nt
Organism: Lithohypha guttulata
Lineage: Eukaryota; Fungi; Ascomycota; Eurotiomycetes; Chaetothyriales; Trichomeriaceae
Gene: POL30
Product: proliferating cell nuclear antigen
Exons: 4
Coding region: 1-750 (249 amino acids)
Biological process (GO): leading strand elongation; mismatch repair; regulation of DNA replication
Cellular component (GO): PCNA complex
Molecular function (GO): DNA polymerase processivity factor activity; DNA binding
Source: RefSeq, a predicted model, not a curated record
AUGCUCAAGAAGGUGGUCGAUGCGAUCAAAGAUCUCGUACAAGACUGCAAUUUCGACUGCAAUGACUCCGGCAUCGCACUUCAAGCCAUGGACAAUUCCCACGUCGCCCUCGUCUCCAUGAUGCUCAAAGCCGAAAUGUUCUCUCCUUUUCGCUGCGACCGAAACAUUGCUCUCGGCAUAAAUUUGACCUCUCUCACGAAAGUCCUACGAGCCGCCCAGAAUGAAGAUAUUCUUACGCUAAAAGCAGAAGAUGCGCCAGAUGUGGUUAAUCUGGUCUUUGAGAGCAGCGAAAGCGAUAGGCUGUCUGAAUAUGAUAUCAAGUUGAUGGAUAUCGACCAAGAACACUUGGGUAUUCCAGAUACUGAGUAUGCUGCUACUAUUGAGAUGCCUGCUGCCGAGUUCCAGAGGAUUUGCAGAGAUUUGAUGGCUAUGUCUGAAUCUGUUUCUAUUGAAGCAUCCAAGGACGGCGUACGAUUCUCAUGCCAGGGUGAUAUUGGCUCAGGCUCAGUUACUGUUCGACAACACACAAACGUUGACAAGCCAGAUCAAGAUGUAUCGAUACAGCUGGUUGAGCCAGUCAACCUUACGUUCUCGUUGAAGUACCUCGUCAACUUCUGCAAGGCUAGUGGCCUAUCCGCGAAAGUCAGGCUUUGUCUGUCUCAGGAGGUCCCUCUGCUUGUUGAGUACACCCUAUCUGGCAGUAGUCACUUACGUUUCUAUUUGGCUCCAAAGAUUGGUGACGAUGAGUAA